Condylostylus longicornis is the source of this 3202-nucleotide messenger RNA. Its product is annotated as U4/U6.U5 tri-snRNP-associated protein 1. The transcript has 6 exons. Gene Ontology annotation, biological process: mRNA cis splicing, via spliceosome; maturation of 5S rRNA. The coding region runs from base 106 to 2952 and encodes 948 amino acids. Gene Ontology annotation, cellular component: U4/U6 x U5 tri-snRNP complex. The record is from RefSeq and is a predicted model, not a curated record. NCBI's taxonomy places the organism in Eukaryota, Metazoa, Arthropoda, Insecta, Diptera, Dolichopodidae.
UCAUAAACGUUUAAAAGAGAGGUUAAUAAAAAGUCAAUAAAAUUAAUCAUAGAGUCGCAAAAUAAAUUUUUACAAAAAAAAAAAACCUAAUUAAUAACCCAAAAAAUGGGUUCUAGUACUAAAAAACAUAAAAAGGAUUCCAAAAAGCAUAAACAUAAAGUUAAAUCAAGAUCUCGUUCUCAAGAACGGAUCGUUAGAAGAGUUAUUGUAUCUGAUGACACAGUUCAGACAAUUCGCCAUCGAUCUGAUAAUGCAUUGGCUUAUGAAACUCACAGUAGAAGCCGUAAAAUUCAAAGAGAAUCAAGUGAAUCUGAUUCGGAUUCAUCGAUAAUUAUUGUAUCUGAAAAUAAUAGUAGGUCUAGAUCUACGGAUAAAGAAAGAGAUCGGGGUCGCGAAAGAGAACGAGAAAGAUAUAAAGAACGAGAAGUUGAACGGGAUCGUGAACGUGAGAAAGCACGAGAACUUGAACGAAUUCGUGAUCGUGAAAAAGAACGUGAACGUGAAAGAGAUAGAGCAAGGGAAAGGGAAAGGGAAAGAGAAUAUGAAAAGAGAAGACUUCAUAAAAAGCACAAAGAACAUCGUCAUCAUCACGAUCAUCGCAGGCAUCGGGAUCGUAGUAGAUCUAAAACAGAUGAAUACAGGGAUAGAUCUAAAUUGGUUGACGAUUAUGAAAGUGACAGUUCCGAUUGUGUGGAAGUUCCUUUAGAGGCACCACCUGCUCCAGUAAUAACGCAAAGUAAUGGAAGUGAAAAAAGACGACAUAGCGAAACUCCUCCAGCACCGUCUCCUCCUUUAGUUCGUUCACCACCUCCACCACCAAAAGUAUCUAUGGAUUCGCGUUCCCCUUCACCUAUACCAGAGAAUGGGGCUGGUGAUUGUCUUUCAAUUGAAGAAACAAAUAAACUAAGAGCGAAAUUGGGUCUAAAACCACUUGAAGUAAAUUCCGGUCCCGUGCUUAAAAAAAAGCCAGAAGCUUCAGCAGAAGAUGAUAAUGAAAGUGAAGCAACCGAUGAAAUCGCUUAUAAAGAUGACUGGGGAGAAUUCGUUCAUAAACCUGCUAAUAAUUUAUCGGACAAAAUCGAAACCGAAAAAUUGAGGGAAAAGAUCAAGGCAGCGAAGGAACGUAGAGCACUUGAGCAUAAAUUAAAAAAGGUUAAAACUUUGGGAGAUUCAGAUGAUGAGGUGGAUGAUAUACACAAUUGGCUUGAGCGUUCUAAGAAAAGAGAAACAGAAAAGGUUGAAGCGAAAAAGCGGGCUAGAACACUGGCAGAAGUUGAUGAUGAUUUUGGUAUAUCGGAUAUUAUGCAAGAGCAAAAUCAAAAACGGAAAGCAAGAGCCUAUAAAGAUAAAGAUUUGAAAGGGUUACGCGUUGAUCAUGAUCUUGAUGAUUUCCAAGAAGGUAAAACUGUAAUUUUAACUCUUAAAGAUCAGGACGUUUUAAAUGAAGAAGGAGACGCUUUGGUAAACGUUAACAUGGUCGAUAAUGAACACUAUCGAAAAAAUGUUAAAAAUAAGGCCCUUAAUCCAUUAUCGUAUGGGUAUGAUGUUUAUGAAGAACAAUACGAUGAAUGGGGUAAUCCAAUUGACAAAGGUAUUUUGAGUAAAUAUGAUGAAGAAAUUGACAAGGAUAUUAGGAAAAAAACUUUUACUAUUGGUGAGAACGUUGAAGAGGAAAUUCAGAACAGAAGACGGCUCUUAGAGAUAAAAACAAAAUUAUCUGGGAAAAAAUUGGAAAGCUUACAAGAUACUGCAUUACAGCUUGCAAGGGACACUUAUACAGAAACUGAGUUGGCUAAAUUCAAAAAGCCAAAAAAGAAAGUGAAAAAAUUAAGGCAAAAACUAAAAGCUGAUGAUUUGUUACCACUUGCAGAUCAACAUCCUACUGGACGUGACUUUGGAUCAAGAAGAGGUAGACAACAAGAUUUACUAAUUACGGAUGAUACACCUAAAGUACAUGAAGAUUUAUCAAAAAUCAAAGUUGAAGUUGAUGAUGAAGAUGAUUUGGCUAGAUGUCUUUCAAAAGCCAGAAAGUUAAAGCAGCAGGAAGCACUUAUUAAAAAACCCUUGCCUAUAGAUCCAAAUCUCCUUAAACCAGAAAUUAAAGAAGAAACUCCUGAAGAUGACCAAAUGACUGGAACUAAAGAAAGUGGUUUCAUUACAUUGAAUGCUACAGCUGAAUUUUGCAGAACACUUGGUGACAUUCCAACAUAUGGUAUGUCUGGAAAUAGAGAUGAGGAUUCGAAUGAUAUGAUGGAUUUUGAAAUGGAACGCGAAAAUGAUGAUAUGAAAUAUGCAGAAAGUACUUCUGCAGGUAUUACUGGAACGUGGAAUUCGGUAAAUCCAGAUUUGAAUACACGAGGAAUGGAUCUAGAAGAAGAUGAAAAUUCAAAUGAUAUCAAAGAUGUGGCAAUUUUAGAUGAAGAACCUGAUGUCGGAUCUGGAGUUGCAGCUGCUUUACGGUUAGCUUUGUCAAAAGGUUAUUUAGAAAAGGAAGAGCGUAAUCGCCCUAGCAAUGCUAAAAUGGCACAUUUACAAGCUAAAAACUACACAAUUGAUGAUAAAUCAUAUAAUGAAGACGAUAAAGGAUACAGCCGUCGUGACAGAUAUCAUGGUCCUAUAUCAGAUUUUAAGGAUAAAGAUAAUUUUAAACCAAAUGUAAAAUUAGAGUAUAUUGACGAUAAUGGCAGAAUUUUAAAUGCAAAAGAAGCAUUCCGUUAUUUAUCACAUAAAUUUCAUGGAAAAGGUCCUGGUAAAAAUAAAAUUGAAAAAAGGCUAAAGAAAAUGGAACAAGAUGGCUUAAUGAAAACCAUGAGUUCAACCGAUACUCCUCUCGGUACUUUAACUAUGUUGCAACAAAAACAGAAAGAAACGCAACAACCUUUCGUUGUUUUGAGCGGUGGGAAACAAAUUCAUCAACAUAUCACACCAACAUCUAUCUCGAAACACAAAUAAAUUAUGAAUAUUUAAAAAGUCUAGGUUUAUCGUCGAGUUAUUACUAAUUUUUUUAAUCGUAUAUUUUUUAGACCUUUUUUUUUUUGAUUGUCGUUAUUUAUAUUAUUUUCAAUGCAUAAUUUAGAAUUUAGGCAAAGUUUUUUGGGAAUAUUUGAGAUAACAUCAAGAAAGUACAUUUUAUUAUGUUGUAUUUGUUGAAAAUUACAUUCUGAGACAUUAAAUAUGUAAAUAUAAGAAAUUCAAAAACAAA